Physella acuta is the source of this 2407-nucleotide messenger RNA. Its product is annotated as centrosomal protein kizuna. Gene Ontology annotation, cellular component: centrosome. Gene Ontology annotation, biological process: spindle organization. Lineage: Eukaryota; Metazoa; Mollusca; Gastropoda; Physidae. The record is from RefSeq and is a predicted model, not a curated record.
AUUUUAGAUUUCUAGAUCUAUCUAUAUUUUAUUAUUUUAAAUAUUGAAUAUUAUUAACAAAUAUUUUGGAAUUUCUAAAACUCUUCUAUUUUGCUGUCAAUAACGACUUGUUUAAACAUGGCGUCGUCCAAUGUAAAGUUUUACGAAAGACAGAAAGAAUUACAGGAUACUAUUUCCAACUGUGAACAGCAAAGACUAACCCUUGAACACCAGUUCAGAAGAUCUCUUCAAGCAGACCAAACAUCGACUAAAAUGAAAGCUUCCAGGCUAUACACCUACUGGAGAAAAGUUUGUGAAGAUGAACGGAAAGCCAAACAAAGGAAUGAAAUGUUGUUAAGAGAUUUCCAAAGAAUAGACAGCCACAUGUCAGAACUGAAUGCCAGAACUCAGAGACUAGCUUUGAUGAAGAAACAGUAUGAGGAUUAUAUUGCGAGUACUUAUCCGCAAUGGAACACACUAAUGUCUGGCUCUUCCCAGAAUGUACAAAAAACUUUAUCAGAUGAUCUUCUCAAACCUGAAGUACAAAAGCAAAUGCAGCCUAUGCCCGAGAAGACCAAUAGCCCACCCCCACCAUCACCAAUACGCCCACAGGCAGGUUCUAACCAUAUAAAAUCUGGCGUCGAAACUAGACAGCCUGGAACUCCUGAACAUCACAUCAAGAAGUCAACUAUUUCUCACCCACAGAAUCAAGGGUCUUCUCAUCCACAAAAUGAGGGGUCCUCUCACCCUCAAAAUCAAGGGUCAACAAAAUCCCACCCCCAAAGUCAGGGGUCUAUUAAAUCUCAACCCCAAAGUCAGGGGUCUACUAGUUCUCAACCCCAAAUUCAGAAGUCAUCAGAGCCACAACAAACAGGGCAGAAAUUCUCGCAACACACAGCAGAAGAUGUGAUGAUCAAGAGUGAACGUAAAGUGCAAGCGAAAGAAAUAAUCUAUGCUAAUCUACCCAGUGCUACAAAGGAUUCUGUUGUGCACCAUGACACAGUGGAGCAGAAACCACAUUCACCAACCCACCAUAUUACUUCAGCACAGUCUCAGCCAAUCAAAAAUUUAGAUGUAAAAUAUUCUGGCCAAAUGGUGCCGCCUGAAGAAAACCUAGCUGAACAAGAUGAAGAAGACAGCAUGGAAUUUAUGACUGAGAGUGACCUCCCCAUGGCAUUGUCCUUAGGCAACACUCAAGUUAAAGCUGACCCACAGAGUGAAGAGCAGAGUAGCUUUAAAAAGUUUGAAUUAUCCAGCACCAUAAAACCAGAACUCACAGUUAGGGGACUACUAGGCCUGUUGAAACUGAUGGAGGCUGAUUUAGAGGAUGCGUUUUCUCUUGAGGGCUACUACAGGUCCUCCUGGCCUGAUACAGCCCAGAAAAAUGACAUUAUCAGGAAAGCAAAUGCUGGCCAGGAUCUGAGUCGAGUUGAUGCCAAUCUAAUUAGUAUGGUCAUACUGGAACAGCUGACUCUAAUUGCCAGAAACCUCAAAGACAAAUGUGUGCUGACAGAGAGUAUGUUAGCAGGAAAUCUGACUGAUCUUUCUCCUUCUAAACUAAGGCAGCAGCUGGCUGCUGAUGCUGUGGUGGUAUGGGAUGCUGUGUUUCACCACUUCACACAGCUGGUCAAAGCUCAAGCCCUCAGGCCCAAUGAGCUCUCUGCCAUUUUCACCCCAUGUUUGGUGUCUGAUGGAGGUUCUCAAGAUAAGGCUCAUCACCUCCUGUGUCACCUACUAGGAGAGAUCAAUACUUUGCCAGAAAACCCUGUCACCCCUCGCUGGAGCCAGUCCAUGAUCUCUGGACAAGCAUUGGAAGAGUCCAACAGCUUUAUGGAGGAUGGCAGAGUGCCCCCUCUCAAGUUUGGCAGCUUGUUAGAUAAACCAUUCAGUGAUGAUGAGUCUAGUUACAUGACUAGCCUGCCUAGAGAUAGUGUACCAUUAAACGAGACAGCAGCGUACAAAAGCAUGGUCUCAGGUCACGCAGCAAACCAGCCUCGCCACCAGAACUCUCUACAGGAAGAUACGGAUGACGAUGUUGAGAAGCAAAUCAAAGCAACUCUUACAAAAAAAGUUUCCCAGCCCCAGCAGCAGAAGACAGUGGUGGAGAUGGACGACUUCUCAGAGACCAGUUCUCAGACAACCACACAGCAGACCACGCCCCAUCUCUAUAUCCCUACAGCCAUGACACCUAGGUCAGCGACAAAACAGAAUCUUUCUAGAUUUGGUGUUAGAAUUAGCUCAGACCUUGACACAGAUACUGAAGUGGACAUUGCUAACUUAGGCAGCAAUAAAAAGGAGGAAGAUGAUUUUGAUUUUUAUGACUAAGCUCUUAAAUUAAAUUGGCAUUUUUAAAUAACCGAAUAGUAGGCCUAUUACAAAAAUUGUAUCAGUUAUGUAUUAAAAAGAUAAUAUUAAAGUAGCCUGAUCA